AUGGGAUCGUUUCACUAUGGCGCGAAACCUAUCUACCCCCUAAAAGUCCCUGUCUUUCACCACAGUCUUGUAACAGAUGACUCUGACGCGCUCAAAUUCAAAGCCGCCUCGUUCCUCCAACUGCAGCAGGGGAUCAAGUAUCAAGAAGCCGCUUCCUCAAACUCGUAUCUCAUCACUUCCCCUUAUAACCAGGAGGGCCACCAUCUUGAUCUCCAUACGCUUGAGCCUUCCAGUCAACUUCUCGCUAAGGCGCUGACGGUUCUCAAACCCAUUCGAUCUGAUUAUGCAACAGCGGAAUAUGUCGAGUCCUUCAACUGGCAGCUUGUGAUGGAUGUGCUGAGGGAUCUGGCCACUGCAGAAGGGUAUGAGUGGAAGGAACAGUCGUUCCACGUCGUGACGUUUCGAUCCGUUCUUCUUCCAACGGCAGAUCCGGGCAAGCUCACCGAGCUCGAUUCACAUUCACACGAGGAAGCCACUGCCAGCGGUGGACUGUUGAAAUAUUGGUUUGGGAUUAAGGAUGAGAAAUUGAGGAAUUUGGCGACUUGUAUUUGGCGAAGCAGAGAGGACGCGAGACGUGGCGGAUUAGGACCCUGGCACGGAAAGGCGAUAGCAGCCGCGCGAGAAUUGUACCAAAAGAUUGAAUUUAAAACUUUGAAGUUGGUUAUUGCCGACGGGGUUGAGCGGUGGGAUAUUGUGGAUGAGAAGAAUGCAGCUUGA
Messenger RNA from Blastomyces dermatitidis ER-3, 717 nucleotides. RefSeq lists its product as uncharacterized. The transcript is spliced from 2 exons. The record is from RefSeq and is a predicted model, not a curated record. NCBI's taxonomy places the organism in Eukaryota, Fungi, Ascomycota, Eurotiomycetes, Onygenales, Ajellomycetaceae. Bases 1 to 717 code for a protein of 238 amino acids.